Molecule: messenger RNA, 5046 nt
Organism: Anolis carolinensis (green anole)
Lineage: Eukaryota; Metazoa; Chordata; Lepidosauria; Squamata; Anolidae
Gene: has3
Product: hyaluronan synthase 3
Exons: 4
Coding region: 381-2048 (555 amino acids)
Biological process (GO): hyaluronan biosynthetic process; extracellular matrix assembly
Cellular component (GO): plasma membrane
Molecular function (GO): hyaluronan synthase activity
Source: RefSeq, a predicted model, not a curated record
ACCACCACUUUGCCACAGCAACGCGUGGCUGGGCACAGCUAGUGCAUAUAUAUUAUAUUAUUAGUAUAUGAUAAUAUGAGUAUUAUAUAUUAUGAUAUUGUUAUUAUGAGGCCUUAUUCACCCAAUUCCUUUCCUUGCACCCCAAUAUUGGCUCCCACCUACCUUUUGUUUGUUUGUUUCUUUAAAAUGGGGCUUUACCUGCCAAGGUUCUCUCCCAUCAUUGCCUCCUUCUUGGAGAACUUUCCAAGGGGAGGGGGAGACCUUGAAGGUGUUGGGGGGGGGGGGGCACUUGGCUCCUCCCCUUUUCAGGUGGCCACGCCUCUUUACCCUCCCUUUUGCUUAAAAGAGAUUUGCUUCCACGCCAAGGGAGCCACGCCACGAUGCCCUGGAGCCUCUCCUUGGUGCUGCGUGUUCUGGGGACCGGCCUCUUUGCGCUGGCGGUGCUGGGGGCCAUCCUGGCGGCCUACGUGACAGGCUACCAGUUCAUCCACACGGAGCAGCACUUCCUCUCCUUCGGCCUCUAUGGGGCCAUCCUGGGCCUGCACCUGGGCGCCCAGAGCCUCUUUGCCUUCCUGGAGCACCGCCGCAUGCGCCGCGAGCCCACCCGGCCCCUCAAGCUGCCCGGCCCCCGCGUGGCCCUCUGCAUCGCCGCCUUCCAGGAGGACCCCGACUACCUGCGCCAGUGCCUGCGCUCCGUGCGCCGCAUCUCCUUCCCGGGCCUCAGGGUGGUCCUGGUGGUGGACGGCAACAGCCGCGAGGACGCCUACAUGCUGGACAUCUUCCGGGAGGUCCUGGGCGCCGACGGCAGCGGAGGGAGCAGCGGCUUCUACAUCUGGAGAAGCAACUUCCACACCGACGGAGACGGGGAGACCGAGGCGGGGCGGCGCAAGGCCGAGAGCCACAUCCAGCGCCUGGUCCGGAUCCACAGCUACUGCUGCAUCAUGCAGAAGUGGGGCGGCAAGCGGGAGGUCAUGUACACCGCCUUCCGGGCCCUCGGGGACUCCGUCGACUACGUCCAGGUGUGUGACUCUGACACCGUUCUGGACCCGGCUUGCACGGUGGAGAUGCUGCGCAUCAUGGAGGAGGACCCCCGUGUUGGCGGCGUCGGCGGAGAUGUCCAGAUCCUGAACAAGUACGACUCGUGGCUGUCCUUCCUGAGCAGCGUGCGCUACUGGGUGGCCUUCAACGUAGAGCGGGCCUGCCAGUCCUACUUCGGCUGCGUCCAGUGCAUCAGUGGCCCGCUGGGCAUGUAUCGCAACGCCUUGCUGCAGCGCUUCCUGGAGGACUGGUACCAGCAGAGCUUCCUGGGCAGCCGCUGCAGCUUCGGGGACGACCGGCACCUGACCAACCGGGUGCUGAGCCUGGGCUUCCGGACCAAGUACACGGCCCGCUCUCGGUGCCUGACGGAGACGCCCACCCGGUACCUGCGCUGGCUGAACCAGCAGACGCGCUGGAGCAAGUCCUACUUCCGGGAGUGGCUCUACAGCGCCCUCUGGUUCCACAAGCACCACCUCUGGAUGACCUACGAGUCGGUGGUGACCGGCUUCUUCCCCUUCUUUCUGGUGGCCACCGUGGUCCGGCUCUUCUACCGCGGCCGCCUAUGGAACAUCCUGCUCUUCCUGCUGACCGUCCAGCUGGUGGGCAUCCUCAAGGCCGCCUACGCCUGCCUCCUACGCGGCAGCGCCGAGAUGCUCUUCAUGUCCCUCUACUCUCUGCUCUACAUGUCCAGCCUCCUCCCGGCCAAGCUCUUCGCCAUUGCCACCAUCACCAAGUCCGGCUGGGGCACCUCCGGCCGCCGGACCCUGGCAGUCAACUUCAUGGGCCUGGUGCCCGUCUCGCUCUGGGCAGCCGUGCUGCUGGGGGGUCUGGCCUACACCGCCUGCAGCCAGGACCUCUUCUCUGACACCGAGCUGGUCUUCCUAGUCUCUGGCGCCGUUCUCUACGCCUGCUACUGGGUGGCCCUCCUCGCCCUCUACCUGGCCGUCGUAGCCCGGCGCUGCGGCACCAAGACCCAGGAGGCGUGCGUCCUGGCCUUCGCAGAGGUCUGAGCCUCAGGGUGGGAGGGGAGGUGUUGCAGGGAGGGGGGAGGGGGUGUGCAAUAAGGGGGAGGGUCCAGCAGCCCUGCUUCCAGUGGCCUUGACUCUGUGCCGAAGAAAGCCAGCCUCAGAAGGAAGCCGGAAGGUCAAGAAGGAAGCUGGGAUUCCCAUCUUGAUGGGGGAAUGGCUUGGGGCCACCUUCUUUGCUUUAAGGACAUCUAGCCCCCUAAAUAGAUUACAAUCUCAAGAAGGAAGACGGAUUCCCAUCUUGGAAGCUCUUACGACUUUAACAAAAGGCAUCCAACCCCCAAAUCCACCUUGGAAGGUCAAGAAGGAAGCCAGGAUUCCCAUCUUGGAAGCUCUUGGGUCUUUGACAAAAGGUAUCCAGCCCCAAAAGCCACCUUGGAAGGACAAGAAGGAAGCCAGGAUUCCCAUCUUGGAGGCUCUUGGUAUCCAGCCCCAAAAGCCAUCUUGGAAGGUCAAGAAGGAAGCCGGGAUUCCCAUCUUGGAAGCUCUUGGGACUUUGACAAAAGGUAUCCAGCCCCAAAAGCCACCUUGGAAGGACAAAAAGGAAGCCAGGAUUCCCAUCUUGGAGGCUCUUGGUAUCCAGCCCCAAAAGCCAUCUUGGAAGGUCAAGAAGGAAGCCGGGAUUCCCAUCUUGGAAGCUCUUGGGACUUUGAUAGCUCAUCCAGCCCCAUAAGGAAACGGAAAGGUCAGGGAAGGAAGGCGGGAUUCCCAUCUCUGGUGCUGCUGGGAUGCUUUUUGGUGCUGCUCCUGUAGAAGCCCACCGACUCCAGGAAAAGCUUCCACUGCCAUCGGAUCUGUCUUUGACCGGCACCAUUCUGCUCAGAGGACACUGCCGUACACAGCAGGGCGGCAAGGGGCAAAGAGGACCUUCUGUUCAGGGUAUAAUCAAAACGGAAGCCGGGGUGGGUGGGUCGGGGUCCUACCGGGAGCAAUAAGCCCUUUUGCGGGGACCGACCGAAGAAGAAGCGUCGCUGUUAGCUUUGGACUCUCCUUGCGGAGCUCUUCAAGGAGCCUUUAAGUGUUUAUUCCUUUUCUGACAAGCAAAUGGGGGUCCAAUUGGGACCACUAUGAUGUGCCAGUGGGGUGACAAUGGGAGAUUGGUUCCUUGCCUUUGGCUGACUUGAGAAGGGAAGCUGCAGGAGGGGAAAAUCCUCCUUUUGUUGUUUUUUGGGGAGGGCAGACAGCAUGGUGAAAAUGUCUCCCAUGCUGCUUUAGAGGCAUUUUUUAAAGAAACGGUUAUAUUUUGGACAGUCAGGGUUUAGCCCUCGAGGUCUCUUUCGGGGCGAAUGUGGUUCCUUUUAAGAAACGCUGUCCAUUUGUGACAUGGUGCUGAGGAACGUGGGCCUCCUUCGGCACAAACAGAAUACUUGAAAUGUUUCCCAGGGUCCUUUUUAUGGCAAACCCGCAGCCGAAAUGAAUGUGACUAAACCAGUUGCAAACUUGGGGAAGCCGGUGCUUGGACCAUGGCACACAGGGACCCCUUCAUUUGUGGGAAGGGGAUUCUGGGUGUCAUAGUCCUUGAGAACCCAUCUCCAGGUUUCUAUGACGUGGACCAUCUAUUCUUACUUGCAUUAGCAGACUAAUCUUGCAGGGAAUGGGUUUCUCUUGAAGCCCAUUUUUGUGGUGCUCCGUUCUUACAUCCGGUCCAUGUCUUGCACCAGCAGGGAGGGCACAGAGGUUCAUCCAAAAAGAAUUCAAGCCCUUCCCAAAGUCAUGCCGAGCCUAAUACUGUGAUCGGGACCUUUUUCCUUGGUGCUUCUCUUCCGGCGCUCUUAUUUCCCUGGUGCUAGACCAACCCAAGGCACAAGGCAUUUCCAACUCAGAGAGGGAAACCGAAAUAAGAGGUGCUGCUACCUUUGUCGCUCAAUCUGAAAGCCUUACCUUUGGUUCUUAACCUAUAAUUCUUCCUUUUAGCAAAAAGGCAUUUCAGGGGAUCACUGGGCAGCUGGCACCAAGCUCUGAUCCAAAGGAGGUGGGCACCUUUUAUGGCAAAGCCACACUAUUAGGCUUUCCUAUGUGUUGCUGGGUAACCGGAAGACAGCACUUAGCUACUUAGAAUUACUUCUUGCAAGUUCAGUGGUGGACAAUUUAGAUUCUUGAAAAUGGGCUUCCUAUUCUUCCUUCAGUUCUGAAAAACACAUUUUUUAAAAGGCAGGAUAAUCUGUGUUUUACACAACAUUUUGAUAAUGUUUGAGCAAUAGUGGUGAAAGAGUUGUGAGUGAAUGGCUCUCUGCAGUGUCUGGAUACGACUUCUUUAUGAUCAUUACCUCUCUUCCUUUUAUUGGUGAAAAUGAAUUCCAGGUCAUAACCUAUAACAUAUUAGAUUCCGAAUGAGGUGUGCAAACUUAAUGGAAUUUGGUUUGACUUUGCAAGAGCUAAGCAUUGGGCCUUCAAAAGCAGAGAGAAGUAGGGUUCUGUUUAUAUUUUUAGUGGACAGGAGACUUCCCUGCACACAACUCAGGCAGCAAAAAGUAUGUUCUCUGUAGCCAAACUAACAUGACUAGACUGGUCAUUUGAUCAGUCAACGGGCAGUUUAAGCCCAUCUUUGCCCAACACUGUGACAAAAGUUGGAGACCCUCCCCACAAAACCCCAGCUUCCUUCCUUGCAAUGAAUGUCUGGUUAUGCUGCUUUUACUCUUCCCAGCUCUGCUGCCUUCUCCUGCCUGUGCUGGUCCCAGGCAAAGCGAAGGGAAGGACUCUAUGUCCCAUCAGCCCCUUCCUCUGGCUGCUUUCCCUCCUCGCCCCACUCCUUUUUCUACAUUGACAUGUUUGUUUCUCUUAUUUAAGAUGACCUUUGUAGGACCUUUUGUCCAGCUCUUUCAUAAGGACAACAGUCGACCAAUUCAGAAUUAUUUGUAAGAACGUAUUUAUUUUUUAACCUGUGUUCUUUUUGUACUUUUUUUAAAGGGAGGGCAAGGUUUGAGUCCGUUUGUUUUUUUACGACAAUGCCUUUGUUACGGUUAAUAAAAGUCCUUGGAAAUAA